Molecule: messenger RNA, 3344 nt
Organism: Pipra filicauda (Wire-tailed manakin)
Lineage: Eukaryota; Metazoa; Chordata; Aves; Passeriformes; Pipridae
Gene: FBXL3
Product: F-box and leucine rich repeat protein 3
Exons: 5
Coding region: 224-1588 (454 amino acids)
Biological process (GO): SCF-dependent proteasomal ubiquitin-dependent protein catabolic process; regulation of cell cycle; G2/M transition of mitotic cell cycle
Cellular component (GO): SCF ubiquitin ligase complex; nucleus; cytosol
Molecular function (GO): protein binding
Source: RefSeq, a predicted model, not a curated record
GUUCUGAGUCACUGUUCAGUUUUCUUGCUUUUCUUCUGUUAUUGGAUCAGUAGCACUCUCUUGGGCAGAAAGCUUGUUCUGGUACACGAGUCAUGUUUUGCAUAGUCUCAUAGUAGGGAGCUGUGAAUAAGAGUAAAUAGUUGUCGGGAAGCAAGUAGUAGACAUUUUUGCCCCCUACUGUUUUCAUCUUUUGCUUGCCCCCAGUUGCUACUGGGAUUAAAAAAUGAGGCUGGAAAAAAAUCGAGACAAAUUGAGUUCAUCAGUCUUUCGUGACAGCAUGCUCAGAAUGAAACGAGGAAGGAAAACUGAUGAGGCCAACAACAGUUCAUUGGGAGAGACAACUGAGAAGGAAACCAAGAGACACAAGGUUACAGAGAAGAAAACCAUCGUUGUGCAGAGUCCUGACUGGGCGAACCUGCUUCAAGACGUUAUCCUGCAGGUGUUUCAGUACUUGCCCCUUCUGGAUCGUGCUCACGCAUCCCAGGUCUGCCGAAGCUGGAACCAAGUGUUUCAUAUGCCAGAUCUCUGGAGGUGUUUUGAGUUUGAACUGAAUCAACCAGCUACAUCGAACUUGAGGACUACACAUCCUGAACUAAUCAAGCAAAUAAUAAAAAGGCAUUCCAAUCACCUGCAGUAUGUAAGCUUCAAGGUGGACAGUAGCAAGGAAUCUGCAGAAGCAGCUUGUGAUAUUUUAUCCCAGCUUGUGAAUUGCUCUCUGAAAACACUUGGGCUAAUUUCAACUGCCCGGCCAAGCUUCAUGGAUUUACCAAAGUCUCACUUUAUUUCUGCACUGACAGUGGUGUUUGUAAACUCCAAAUCCCUCUCUUCACUCAAGAUUGAUGAUACACCGGUAGAUGAUCCAUCUCUCAAAGUGCUCGUGGCUAAUAAUAGUGACACACUCAAACUGUUGAAAAUGAGCAGUUGUCCUCAUGUUUCUCCAGCUGGUAUCCUUUGCGUGGCUGACCAGUGCCAUGGCUUACGUGAGUUGGCCCUGAACUACCACCUGCUGAGUGAUGAGCUGCUGCUUGCUUUGUCUUCUGAAAAACACGUCAGGUUAGAACACUUGCGCAUUGACGUUGUCAGCGAAAACCCUGGGCAGACUCAGUUCCACACGAUUCAGAAGAGCAGCUGGGAUGCCUUCAUCAAGCAUUCUCCUAAAGUAAAUUUAGUAAUGUACUUUUUCUUGUACGAGGAAGAGUUUGACCCAUUCUUUCGUUACGAAAUACCUGUCACUCACCUUUACUUCGGAAGAUCAGUAAGCAAAGACGUACUUGGCCGCGUUGGAAUGACGUGUCCUCGGCUGGUUGAACUGGUGGUGUGUGCCAAUGGAUUGCGGCCGCUGGAUGAGGAGCUGAUCUGUAUUGCCGAGCGGUGCAAGUACCUGUCGGCGGUUGGCCUAGGAGAAUGUGAAGUCUCUUGCAGUGCCUUUGUUGAGUUUGUGAAGAUGUGUGGCGGUCGUCUCUCUCAGCUUUCUAUCAUGGAGGAAGUUUUGAUUCCUGAUCAGAAAUACAACUUAGAGCAGAUUCAUUGGGAAGUUUCAAAGCAUCUCGGUAGAGUGUGGUUCCCAGACAUGAUGCCCACAUGGUAAAGUCCUUAAGAGACUCCAGGGCAGAUGGAAUAGCACCUUAAACCCAAGCUUACCAUACUGCAAUAAAAGCUUAUUUAAUAAUAUAGAUUUUACUGCAAGUUAAUUCAUUAUUUGAUUAGAAAAUUAAUUUUUCUUUUAAAAAUUAUUUUUGACCUCUAGAUCCAAAAAUAGAAUUCACAGUUCCAAAACCUGUUUUCAUCGAAACAAAAGUGAGGUUUGUUUUAGAUUUGAUCUUUUUCAUUGAAAGUGAUCUCAAAUGUUUUUGGAAAUAAAACAAAAGUAUCUAAAAUAUUGAAAUACCUGCAAAAUACCAGUUUUAAUAUGCUGUCCUUCUUUGAUUUAGAUAGUAGUAUCGAACGCAACCAGAUUUGAUCUUAAAAAACCAGAUUUGAUCUUAAAAAACCAAACUCCAACUAAAUUGCAUGCUUUUGUUGCAGACUGUAGCAUUUCUAAUCCAGUCACCUAGAUGACAAGAUGAAGUUUAUAAGUGUUUAGUAGCCUGUGAAAUAUACACAUUGUUAUAUAAAAAUCAUAAAAGGCAAGAGAAAUACACAGUAAUAACAGUUUAGACAACUCAAAUAGUAAGUUUGCUACCUUAUUCAAACAGUAGUGUGAGCUACCAAAAGCAGUGUGGGGUUUUUUCCCCCCUCUCUACGCCUUUUAAUGUAGUUUGCUUAUGGAGUCUCAGAUCUGCAUCUAAACCUGUUUUAAGGUACUUUAUGUCUAGCUCAGGAAGCGAAAGCAUUCUGGGGGAAAAUGUAGAUACAUUGUAUUUAAAAAUAAAUUGUAGUUAAUGAGCUUUUCUUGCACAUUAACCAGCUUGGCAGCAUACAGUGAGAUGGAAUAAUGUACAGUUUAUGAAAUGAACCCAGCAAUGUUAUUCUCAUGACAUGGGUGUGAAUAAGGUGAGAUAGGAAAGGUAAAAUUUGAAUGGUGACCAAGAACCUUUUCACAAAAUCUUAGACCUUUUGGCUGCUUUCAGUUUGAGAGAAAUGACAUUGUAACAGUUGCUUAAGCUGUAUAAACUAACUGUAUACUGUAAAUCUGUUUCAGAAAUGUUUAUGUACAAAGUGGACGUUUGAUAGAUAAUCAUUUUGUAUACCUUUAAUUCAGCUAGUUCUGUCAGUUCAUAAUAUUUAAAAACCCAAAAGGAGUAAACUUGGUGAAGUAGAGCGAUAGGCAAAAAUUUGUUUUGAACAUUUGAUAAAUCAGUUUUAUUAAAGGAAAUUUUUAGUCUGUAAGUGGUGUAGGCAAGACAUUGCCUGUGAUCUGGAUGUGGCUUGUGACUUCAUUUCUUGCUGCCAACAGUUAUGUUAUUUUCUCUUUGACGUUCCUGAUUGGUAACACUAAAGCGUUGACGUGACAGCUGCAUGUCUGGCAGGUGUGGUCAGCCAUCAGCAAGGCAAUGCUGCUCGGGCUGCAGGCUGGGCUGAACUCUCGCUUGAGCUGUACAGCUCCUUCUGGUAGUAAGUAGAUUUCCUUCAUUUCUGAUUUCAGUAAUGUUUAACCAGGUGUAUAGCUCAGUGUAAUACACUUAUGAGUGUAUUUAAGUUCAUAACUAUAUUUUGAGCAAACAAUGCUCAGCGGACUGGACAUCUUUAUAGAGGAGUUAGAUGUUUCUGUAGAGCUUUGAUUUAAAAAUUGCAUUUUAUGAAAUAUGCGGGUUUUGUAUUAGAAUUUGUUAAAUUAAUGUAAUACUAUAAUUUGCUUUUAUUUGUAUAAAAGGUGUCAAUAUAUUUAGUCCAUAAAAGUAAAA